GGGCUUGCUGACAGAUACCGGAGGCAAUCCAGUGGCGUUGCCUUACUUUUCUGCUCUCCUUGUCCCGUGCCGAGUCUGUCUGUUGUCGCCAUGCCCGUGGAAUUCGAGCUGUGCCCCGGCCGCAUGGUGGGCGGCGAUCACCCCUGCUUCAUCAUCGCCGAGAUCGGGCAAAAUCACCAGGGGGACCUGGAGAUCGCCAAGAAAAUGAUUCGCAUGGCAAAGGAUUGUGGUGCAGAUUGUGCAAAGUUCCAAAAGAGUGAGUUGGAGCACAAGUUUAACAAAAAGGCCCUGGACCGACCAUACACCUCUCCACAUUCAUGGGGGAAAACCUAUGGAGAGCACAAGCGCCAUCUGGAGUUCAGUCAUGAUCAAUACAGAGAGCUGCAAAAGUAUGCAAAGGAAGUAGGAAUUUAUUUCACAGCUUCUGGCAUGGAUGAGAUGGCUGUAGAGUUCCUACAUGAGCUUGGGGUUCCUUUCUUCAAAGUGGGAUCUGGAGACACAAAUAACCUCCCUUAUAUAAAAAAGACAGCCCAGAAAGGUCUGCCAAUGGUCAUCUCCAGUGGCAUGCAAUCCAUGGAAACCAUGCGACGCGUUUAUGAUAUUGUAAAACCAAUAAACCCUAACUUCUGCAUUCUUCAGUGUACCAGUGCAUACCCGCUUCUUCCAGAAGAUGUCAAUCUCCGUGUCAUACAGGAAUACCAAAAGGUUUUCCCUGAUAUCCCAAUUGGUUACUCUGGUCAUGAAACAGGUAUUGCUAUUACAGUUGCUGCUGUAGCCAUGGGUGCUAAAGUAGUCGAACGCCAUGUGACUUUAGACAAAACCUGGAAGGGAAGCGAUCACCAAGCCUCGCUAGAGCCAAGUGAACUAACUGAACUGGUCCGUUCCAUUCGGCACGUAGAAAAAGCAAUGGGCAGCUCUGUGAAACGUCUCUUACCGUGUGAAAUUGCCUGUCACAACAAGCUUGGUAAAUCUGUGGUGGCAAAAACUAAGAUCCCAGCCGGCGGUGUGAUAACUCUCAACAUGUUAACGGUGAAGGUGGCGGAGCCACGAGGUUUCCCUCCGGAGGAAAUUUUUAACCUGGAAGGCAAAACGGUUAAACGGGAGAUCGCCGAGGACGAAUCUGUUACAGAAGAAGCUAUAGAAAACUACAACACCAGAACUAAAUGUUAAAUGGAUCCAGGGCAUGACUGUAAUCUAGGGGUUUUCACCUCUCACCUUUUUUUACCUUACCAAUACAUGUUGUGUAGAAAUUGAUAUUUGCACAGGUUGUGGGAUCCUAUUUUAUUAGCAUAUUCAGUGGCAUGUCAUUGUGUUGCUGUACAAGGUCUGGAAAUGCUAAACAAGAAAAAAAAAAGUAUACUGUUUUUUUGUAAAGCUUUGAAAACCAUGCAUGACAAUGUUUUGUUAGAUUUCAGUUUUACAAAGUUAACAUAAAUCACAAAAUGUUUUUGUAGUACGGUUUUUGCACAUGCAGGAACGCUCAGAAUCCUGGUGGCUGCUCUUCUGCGUCUGUGCUUCCUAGAAAUGAUUAUGCACCUUGUGAAUUUAAAAUGAUCUUGCUUUUUUUAGCACAUUUUUAUCCCAUGUUUUCCAAGAGUUUCUUUCCUUAUUGCUAUGCUUUAGACAAGACCUUUCACCGUAUUCUAUGAAAUAUUUAUUGUGCAUAGUUAUCAUCAUUUCUUAACAUCCCACUUGUAUUUGGGCAAACGUUCUGUGGAUUUCAUUGGUCCACGGUACCUCUUGUGAGCCUAGACUUUGAGGAAAUUAUUGAGAGUUUUAUAAAGUAAACAUGCAGCUUGAACAAUUCAAGUCAAAAAAUUUAACGCGCAUGCUGAAGAGCCAGCAAAUUUCUGUAGAUGCAAGUGAUGUGUUGCGCCUACCUGCAUGAGGCAUGGUGAGCUCCUAACACAAUGUCUCCAAAUUCACAGCUUAGUGAAUAUGCUCCUAAAGUGCUGAUAGCCUCUUCUCACUCAUAUCUGUACUUGACCUGCUUGGUUUUCAAGUCUUAGUCCAAUUGACUAUAUAGUGUCCGUUUAGGUUCCGAGACUAGUUUGCCCAUGCAUGUGUACACAAUGUAAUCCCAAGCAGCCUGAAUAUCUUCCUUCUGAUGUAAAUCAAGUUACUGUCAUGAAUGUUUUUUCCUGAAUGGCAUAUCUUUUUGCACUCUUAAUACUCUGUUUGAUUGGGGCACUUAAUUGGGGAGAAAAACAUUUAGUGCUUUUUCAUUUUCUGGCAUACUUGUUUAGCACCAAAAUAUUGUGUACAAAAAUAUUUUGUAUUACACUUUAAAAAAAACAAAAACCAAAA
Molecule: messenger RNA, 2307 nt
Organism: Spea bombifrons (plains spadefoot toad)
Lineage: Eukaryota; Metazoa; Chordata; Amphibia; Anura; Pelobatidae
Gene: NANS
Product: N-acetylneuraminate synthase
Exons: 6
Coding region: 91-1170 (359 amino acids)
Biological process (GO): carbohydrate biosynthetic process
Molecular function (GO): N-acylneuraminate-9-phosphate synthase activity
Source: RefSeq, a predicted model, not a curated record